Messenger RNA from Dissoconium aciculare CBS 342.82, 1050 nucleotides. RefSeq names its product carbohydrate-binding module family 50 protein. The record is from RefSeq and is a predicted model, not a curated record. The transcript is spliced from 2 exons. The coding region runs from base 1 to 1050 and encodes 349 amino acids. Lineage: Eukaryota; Fungi; Ascomycota; Dothideomycetes; Mycosphaerellales; Dissoconiaceae.
AUGAAGCUGUCGUUUGUUCUCCUGCUCCAGACGAUCAUAGCUGGUCAAGUCGGUUGCUACUUGGUAGCGCCGCCUGGUCCACCAGCGCCCGGUUCAGAUCCAGGAUGUACCAUGUGGUUUCAAGACUCCUAUGGGCUCAAUUGCUCCAUCGUUGAGCAGUACUACGGAUUGACUGAGUCCCAAUUUGAAGCCUGGAAUCCAAGCACCACCGAUGCCGGUUCGGCAUGCCACAUGGUCAAGAAAUUGUAUUACUGCGUACAAGUCAAUUAUUCCUCCAUGUCCAUACACAGUAUCUCGCCACCAACUUCGUCGACGACUGGCCACCCGCCGACCUCCAAGGUGACGCUGGAGACACCUCCGCCAACACAAAACAGCAUGCUCUCCAGUACCAUACCCCAGGGCGGCACCGGCCAGGCCAGUACACACUCUAGUACCCAGACCACAGUGGUUGUCCAGACAAGCAGUACUCUUAUCACGAACGUGCAGACGACUGGAACCACCAAAGCGACCACCCCAUCAGCUACUACAACGGGAGCGACAAAGACAACCACGGCGAAUGGAAACGGCGUCACAACUCCAACACCAUAUCAACCAGGCAUGACGACGAGCUGUCGCUCUUUUCAUCUUGUUGUAUCGGGUGAUACAUGCAGUGCUAUCGCGUCUGCGGCCAGCAUUUCCCUGGGUCAAUUCUACAGCUGGAACCCGGCCGUCGGCAACUCAUGCGCCAGUCUCUACCUCAACUAUUACGUCUGCGUUGCCAUCAUCGCCCCCGACUCGUCUUCUCCGGGAGCGACAACCUCUACUGCACAAUCCCCUUCACCGACCACAUCCGCCAACGGUGUCGCCACCCCAACGCCUUAUCAAUCAGGAAUGUCUGCAAGCUGCCGUACUUUUCACCUGGUUACCUCGGGUGAUACGUGCUACGCUAUUGCUCAAGCGGCGGGUAUCUCUCUCAAUGACUUCUACGGGUGGAAUCCGUCAGUGGGGAGCAGUUGUGGUUCGUUGUGGCAGGGUUACUACGUCUGCAUCAGUCAAAUAACUUCUAAAUGA